UGCCGGUCCACUGAGGCAGGAUUUCUCAGGGUAUCAGGAUAUAAAGGCCGACUUGGCCACUCUCCAGGCAUCGUUGAACCGCCGACAACGUCCCCCUUCCAUCGCAGCCCUCAUUCCAAGCUCUCAUAUCUUCUCAAUCUGUAAUAUCACCUCAUACCUCUUCCAAAGAUGUGUGUUGGCGAGAACUGCGCUCCUCAGGCAGUGCAUUACAUGAAUGCACAGUUGACCUCCCUCUACGAAAAUGCGGUCGAAUGUAUCAAGCACCACAACUACGCAAACAAGCCCGCUGAGGAGUACAAGUACUCACAUGCUCUCGCUGAGUACGCGUUCGUCGACCCCAACACCAAGGGACGCCAGACGCUAUUCCAAGCCAACUUCGACAAACCGCUCUUGGAGUUCAUCUGCAACCACGACGCCAUCUUGCGUCUCAAGAUCUCUAAAGGCUAUUACCGCCUUGAUUAUACCAGAUCGUCAUCAAUGACGUACUCGGAGAAGGAUCGCAUGCAGUCCCUUUCAGAAUUAGAAGUUUCAUUCCGCGUCCCCUUCGACACUCGCUGUCUCAAAGGCAAGGAUACGAAAAUCGGAAACGGUCAAAAUCUCAUUGAACUCAUCGUGCUCAACCUGCAGAAGGCCGAACUUAUCUCCGCCAACCCUGCCGUGAUCGUCGGUCGCGAUGCUCUCGUGUUCUACCUCUCGCAGUAUCUUUCAUUCCUACAGCAGGCGCGCUACCACGUCCUCUUCUCGCUGCCAGACUUCGACGACGAUAGGUACAAGUUGACCAUCGACUACUCGCUCAUGGGCUCACAAGUGCUCGAUAUUGACGAGAUCUGCGGCGUCAGCAUUGACAAGAUCAACACGUAUCUUUCGUCGGUCUGGUUGAAAGCUGCGAUGCUUGUCGGUGCUGAAGGCGGCGCUGCUGACUGGAAGGACACGUGUCUCGCCGAGCUUGGCGCGCCCCGUGUCAAAGCGAUUUGCUCCCGUGAGGCCGUCGUCUACUUCAGAAUUGACGAGGUCUUCUUCUACGACGGCGUUAACUUCGAGGUCGCUCCUCGUCAACAAUACUCUGACUGGGAAAUUGCUGUCUUGGUCGAUGUGAUCGAUGAGUUCGACGGGUACGUUACCCGCUGCAAGCUAGACCUCUCCACCGCUCGUCCAUACCACCAGUGGUGCACGUUCACCGGCAUCGACAGAAACGACGAGCUCGCGUUAAAUUUCUGUACCCGCCUCGUUGAGUUCUUCACCUCCAGCUAUCUUGAUGUCCUCGAGAGCGUCGACUUCCACGUCAUCUAUCACCACGAUACCCGCUGGGUCGCUACCCACACCCACCGCUUCUUCGAGGACUCGUCGGAAUCUGAGGAGGAGGUCGAGGAGUGGACCGUUACAGAGGACACAGAGAGCGCGAGAAUCAUCGAAUGGAAGGAGAUGGUGACGCGCUCCGAGAUGUAUGGGUUCGACCAGAUCGUUGCGAUUUCCCAGUCCUCGGUCAACGCCAACUUUGUCGCGCUGUGGGAUCUGGCCCAGAUCACCAAGAGCGAGGAGCAUACUUCCGCGCUGGCGAAGUGGUCACACGAGAGCUACUUCUCGGCUACUUUCCGGCCUUUGACUUUGCGUCUUUUGAGUAACGGCCGAGCUAUCGUUUGGAUCGACAUGCAGGAGGGCGACCUGAAGAUUCUCAAGAACUGGAUGCCUUGGAAAGAGAGCGAGACCUACCAUUUCGAUGGGUGGCGUCUCGCCUUCGAGGUUGACCUCAAGAAGUGCACUCAUGCAGAGCUAGAUGUCCACGAGACGUGGCAUUCGAGAUUCAAGGAAACCCACGUCUACAAGGCACACGGCAAGCACACCGACCGCCACCUCGAGCAUCUCUAUCUCAAUUUACGCAAUGCGGAGUUCUUGCACGAGUUCUCCACGUUCGAGGGCCUCUUCCACUCGCAUGACCAUCACCCGAUUGACAAGGUCCAGGCAGUUGUACACUACAUCGGCCGCUACUACUUCCCCUACUUGGCGCACGGCGGCCUCAACAUCCUGCAUACCGUUCCCGUCUGGAAGCAUGGCCUCGACAUCCCGUCCUUUGCGUUGACGAGCGUGUCGUUCCACGUCUACUCGAAAGAGGUCAUCCACCGCCACAACUGGGCUCAGCACUCCUAUGUCACCGAACCGAUCAUCGUCGUCCUCGGGAUGACCAAGGGCCGCCCGCUGCCGCAGGAGCGCCUCGACUUCUCCACCAACUGGGUCGUCCGCGUCUCGAAGGGCGCCUCCUACGGCACGGUGUGCCUCUCCCGCAAGGCAUUCAUGGAGGAGCGUCUCCUCCAGCUCCUCACCAAUGUCAACGCUCUGACCACGAUCAUCCCUGUGUUUACUGGGGUGGAAGAGGGAGUCUGGAAGCUAGACCUCACGACCUGGGCACUGCACACGUACAAGAAGAAGCAGGUGUGCAAGUGGCAGCUCGAUUCGGAGGCGGAUGGAUACAUGCGGUACAUAUGGCAGUUCCGCGACGGCUGGAAGUACGAGCAUGAAGGCGGCGAGGUGCCCAACGGCACAUACGCAGUUUCCUGCUCCACGCGCAACUUCGUCGAGCUACCCUCGGCUGCCAGGGGCAGGUCGAUGGAGAUCAGGAUCUGGGGUGAGGUUGAACUCAAGAUGUCGUUCAGUUCUGGUGCGAAGCACGGAAGCGCCAAGUCCAGCGCGAGGUGGGAUGCCCUCCUCUGCAUGCACACCGAUGUCGACGGCAUUAAGGUCAAGCUCGCCGGAUCUCUCAAGCCUACCAUCGAGUCGACGCAGUACGAAGGCGGCUCCGCCUCGGAGAUGUUCACCGAUCUGCAGACGAACCUGUACGCAAACCUGCCGAACGUUGUCGAUCUUAAGGCGGUCGUCGAUGAGCUCAAGAUGUUCGAGGGCAUCUGGCAGUACGGCUACCAGGGCGCGCAGGCGUAUUGUCUCGCGAGCCCGGUCUUCACCACGAAGGGCGAUGUCAUCUUCGAGCUGCGCCCACAUGGUCAGCAGGUCGGGAGGAAUUCUGGUGUGCAAGGAAGCCUAGGAAGGACGGGACGCCCGGCCGUGGACCGGCCAUCAUGUGAGUUUAUUUUACGUCCUUGUAUCGAUCCCAACAUAACUUCUUGAUGGCACUAUGCAGUCCUUCAGAAGGUCAAGGAAGUAGUACAGACCGCACUGAACAGCGAGGACGAGUCAUACACUAACGGUCAUGCCAAUGGCCAUGCAAAUGCCAGCAGGACCUACACGGCGACGACUAUGACAUACGACAU
Molecule: messenger RNA, 3260 nt
Organism: Laetiporus sulphureus 93-53
Lineage: Eukaryota; Fungi; Basidiomycota; Agaricomycetes; Polyporales; Laetiporaceae
Exons: 12
Coding region: 169-3117 (982 amino acids)
Source: RefSeq, a predicted model, not a curated record